Molecule: messenger RNA, 1578 nt
Organism: Microtus ochrogaster (prairie vole)
Lineage: Eukaryota; Metazoa; Chordata; Mammalia; Rodentia; Cricetidae
Source: RefSeq, a predicted model, not a curated record
AUGCAGACAAAAUGGGGCGCAAGUUGGAGAAGAAGGGUCCUGCUGCUGGGCAUCUGCUGGGUCUCCGCACACCUGCCUGUCCGGGGUGUCUCCCUACCCAAGCGCCUCCGAAGGGCCACAGAAAACAGCACGCAGUGUGCGACCUCCCCAGCAUCGGAGUUCCCUGCAGGGUUCUUCACGAGGCAGGAGAGCACGGACGGAGGCAUAGUAAUCUACUUCCUCAUUAUUGUCUACAUGCUCAUGGCAGUGUCUAUCGUCUGUGACAAGUACUUCCUGCCCUCCCUGGAAAUCAUCAGUGAUGCCCUUGGACUGUCGCAGGACGUUGCAGGUGCAACUUUCAUGGCAGCAGGUAGCUCUGCCCCUGAACUAGUUACUGCAUUCUUGGGUGUUUUUAUCACAAAGGGAGACAUUGGUAUCAGCACCAUUCUUGGAUCUGCAAUUUACAAUCUGCUUGGCAUCUGUGCUGCCUGUGGCUUGCUAUCCAACAUGGUCUCAACACUCUCAUGUUGGCCCCUGUUCCGAGACAGUGCAGUGUAUGCGGUCAGCGUUGGGGCAGUUUUCGGCAUAAUAUUUGACAACCGAGUUUACUGGUACGAAGGAGCACUGUUGCUGCUGAUUUAUGGGCUCUAUGUUUUGCUGCUGUGUUUUGACACUAAGAUCAGCCGAUGUGUCAUGAAGAAAUGCAGUCCUUGCUGUCCCUGCCUUGCCAGAACUAUGGAGAGACGUGAACAACAGACACUGCUGGGAUGGGAAGACGAGAGCCAAUUCUUCACUCGCCGCCAAUCAAGGACAGACAGUGGAAUAUUUCAGGAAGAUUCUGGUUACUCCCAACUUUCUCUAAGUUUACAUGGUCUUAGUCAUGCUUCUGAAGAUCCACCAAGUGUUUUCAGCAUGCCUGAAGCAGACUUGAAAAGAAUUUUUUGGGUACUCUCUCUUCCUAUUAUUACAUUACUUUUUCUGACAACACCAGAUUGCAGAAGAAAGUUUUGGAAAAAUUACUUUGUGAUAACCUUUUUCAUGUCUGCACUAUGGAUAUCUGCAUUCACAUACAUCCUGGUUUGGAUGGUCACAGUAACAGGGGAAAUACUAGGAAUCCCAGACACAGUAAUGGGCCUUACUUUAUUGGCAGCAGGUACAAGCAUACCAGACACAGUCGCAAGUGUGUUAGUUGCAAGAAAAGGUAAAGGAGACAUGGCUAUAUCUAACAUCGUGGGAUCCAAUGUGUUUGAUAUGCUAUGCCUAGGUCUUCCCUGGUUUAUUAAGACUGCAUUUACAAAUGCAUCUGCUCCUGUAGAAGUGAAUAGCAAGGGACUCACUUAUGUAACCAUCUCUCUCAACAUUUCAAUUAUUUUUUUGUUCUUAGCAGUUCAUUUUAAUGGCUGGAAACUAGACCGAAAGUUGGGGGUGGUCUGCCUAAUGCUAUACUUAGGACUUGCUACCUUAUCAGUUCUAAAUGAACUUGGAAUUAUUGGAAGUAACAGAAUCAGGGGCUGUGGAGUUUGAUAUUUUUAAUAGUGUUAUGUGGGAAAGGUGGAACUGGUAGAGGGGCAAAAAAAAACAAAAAACAAAAAAACAAAA